CGCCACCUGGCUCCUCCCCACCAAGGGCCGCCUCUUCCUGAGCUCCUUUGCUCCAGUCCAAAAAUAAAGCGGUCCACUUCCUUCCGGGCUGUUCGGUUGACUUAUCGGUGGGCGCCCGAGCCCGCCGUCUACCUCGGCCCCAUUUCCGAAUCGCGGGGGAAAAGCGGCGCCGCGCUGCGCUCCGCCUCUCCGCAGUCUGGGAAGGCCGCGAGCGCGAGGAGGGGUCUCAUCAGCACCCCAUGCGAUUAAAGAUUCAGGAAGAUGAGCCAUCAAGGGAAACAAUCAGGGAAGUUCAGAAGAGGGAACACCUGGAAACGGGAAGAGACCCUUGCUCUGCUUGAGAUCUGGGGUGAGGCGAAGGUCCAGCAGGAGCUGAGGUUCAGCCACCGGAAUCUGGACAUCUUUGAGAAAAUAUCCCAGGACCUGCGUACGAAGGGAUAUCAUCGGUCCGCCUUUGAGUGCAGAACCAAAACCAAGACUCUGCGGCUGGAGUACAAGAGAGUUGUAGUCCAUAACUCCCGCUCUGGGAAUACCCCAGCGAUGUGCCCCUUCUUUCCCCAGCUGCACCGGAUUCUCCGAGGGGAUGCUAGUGUUGCACCGAAACGGGUGGCGCGCAGCUUCACCCUCCGAUGGCCAGUGCCAAACCAUGUUGCCCAUCAGGACCACGGUGAUGUUGCUGCUCCUUUUGCUCAGCCUCUCCUGGAGAAAGGCUUGGAAGUGCAAGACAUACACAUGGGGGACGGGGCAGAAUACCUGGCACAUCCAGAAUCAGCUUCUGAACACACACCUCACCCAGAGGGUCGUGUGAUUCUUUCUCCAGAGAAGGAAGAGGGGGAGGAGGAGGAAGAGGAAGAAGAGCAAAAGGUAGAAGGGCAGCAUAGUUUGGAUGCAAGGUUGCCGGGACAGGAGUUCAAGGUGGAAGGACAGCCGUGCACACCUGGACCUUCUGCUUCUGAGGAUCGAGGUACUCAUAUACCCAAACUAACCACGUUGUCACCGGCUGCUAGAUUAUCCAUGUUGCGCAAUAAGAAGAGGAGAGCCCCCAUGGUGCAGAUCAUCGCCGACAGUAUUCUUCAAAACGCGGAAAAGGACCGGGAGCUCCUCGCCCGGGAGUUAGCAGCGGAGCGGAAGCGUUCCGAUGCCUUCCUCCAGGUCCUGGAGAACGAGGCCAGGGAGCGCUCCCUCGCGCGUCAGGAGAUCUCAAGGCUGAACCAGGCGACUCUGCAGUCUCUGCAGGUUCUUAAUGAAACGCUGCAGCAGCUGCUUCCCACAACCCCUUUGCAUUCCUCUUCUCAUGUGGAAGGUUAUUGUGACCAGCAAAGACUGAACCAGGCCCUCUGCAACCAGCCCAGGCCUGUUUCGGGCUCCUCUGGCAAGGUGUCAUUUGGGGGAACUUGUCACACGUGACCAUUGAGAAAAGAGCGUCCAAUGGGACUUAGACGUCGGCAGGUCUCACCAAAGCCUCUCCGGGAAGCUUCUUUUGCAGGACCUGUGUAGGCCUCAGCCCUUAGCCUCCCCAUCAACAGUAGGGAAGCAACACUACUGAACUCUGGCUGACUCAGAACACGCAAGAUAGGUUUUGAGACAGCCUCACACUGUGAGAACAGCUGGCCGGGAUCAAGAACUCGUAAGGGUUUUUAUGACAUCUGAACACUGAUUGCUCCAAAGCCGACACUGUUCCAGAAAGGGAUGCACUUCUCUUGUGACCUGCACUUGCCAGCCAACCCCUAGGAUCACAUGGUGGCGUAGCAGUUGGCCAAACACUCUGUUUCCAAAUUUAGUAGCAAAUUGAGCUGGUCCCUAGUCAGCAUAGUCCAGCGUUGCCAUGGGUGCAUGCCACCUCAAUGCUCAGGAGUCAUUCAUAAUAUUCUGUCAUUCAUCUCCAAAUGAAGCAAUGCCUACAAGAAGCGGAGAAAGUCAAUGACAGGCCCAUCAUGUAGGUUCUCCUAGAAAUGCUGCAAGAUUAGCCCAGGUUGCUGCUUGAUAGGCCACCAAUCCAGCUGUCCCGAACCUGGAUGACGUCUUCCACCGACGUAGAGGCUGGGAGCACACUGGGGCGGGGGGGAGCUAGCAAGUCCUGCAGUCAGUCGGGUCACAAGGAACUGCACAGUAAGUCGUCGUCACUAACAGGACACUUUCACAGAGCAAGGCGGCCUGCCAUCUGGUGCUGCGGGAGUGAAUAUAGAGGAGGUAGGGAGGAUGGCAAUGUUCCUUCCCACCUGUCACAAUCCAUCAGCAAAGCAAAAUACUGCAAGGUGCUGUCUCAGCAGCCAUCUAAAAUACCAUCAUUGCCUGCGGGGUGGCAACACAGACACAAGGGAGAAGACCAAGGAAGGCAGUAAGAAGUAGUGGUGACAAUGGCCAGUGGUCUCCUGUUUGAGGAGUGCACAUGAUAAGAGCAGGUUUUCUCAACCUUGGCUGGCUGAGGAAUUCUGGGAGUUGUAGUCCACCCAGUUUAAAGUGGCCACGGUUGAGAAUCCUGUGAUAGAGAGUUCCCCUGAUCCUGUAUUCCCAGACCUGCCCUCCCUGGGCUUGUGGGAAGACAUUAGCACUAAUACAAGGCUGUGGGAGCCUUGGUCCCAUCUGCCUCAGCAGGGUGCUGGGUUUUUAUUGGAUUUGAGGGAUGGCGGUCACUGAAGGAGCAAGAACAGAAAUCUGGCCAGCGUGAUCCAUUGUGGGAUGUCCCUCUAGAACGGCCUUCAGCCCUUGCGACCCUGUGCGACAUUCCUUGCAGCUCACUAUUGCCUAAGUUGCAUUGCAGGAUUUUAUGCAGUUGGUAUUGCUACCUGUGUAGCAGCGUAAUAAAGUUCGUAAUCUCAAA
Candoia aspera is the source of this 2821-nucleotide messenger RNA. RefSeq lists its product as uncharacterized. The record is from RefSeq and is a predicted model, not a curated record. The transcript is spliced from 5 exons. NCBI's taxonomy places the organism in Eukaryota, Metazoa, Chordata, Lepidosauria, Squamata, Candoiidae. The coding region runs from base 262 to 1407 and encodes 381 amino acids.